CUGAACCGUAACACGUGUUUCAACUGAUACAGCCAUUUUCUGAAAGCGAAUUGCGUAGAUUAGAACGGAACUAAAUGGUUUGUUUUGGUAUGGAGUAAAUUUCAUUGAUAUUACUUAGGGAGAAAAUAAAUUAUAGAAGACAUGAUUGCCGAGGAAGACGAAUAUUUCCUGAGAGCCUCCAUUUUGCUACUGAAAGGAGGGCGAUUGGUGUCAAAAGAAACUUUGUACAAAGAACUACGAAAGGCCGGGAGAAAUCUUGAUGUACUUCUAAAACAACACGAAAGAAAAUUCAAGUACAAAUUUGUAAAGAAACAGAGGGAGAAAUUGUUUCCAGAUGCUGGAGUAACCGACGUAGAAACAUGGGAUUUAGCCAUGCUUACAACGGUGACACUGACGGUUUUUAAACAGUCACUUAACGACGAUGAGAAAAAUGACUUAAAAUCUAUAAAGUGUAUGAGGGAUGAGAUUUACGCCCAUACUUAUUCUUCGUCGCUAAGUGCCGAUCAAUACGAAGAAAUCCGGAAGGAAUUACAAAACGCACUCACUUCACUGUCGAAUGGGUUAAGCGAAAAGCUGAAAGACGACUGUUUAAAGAUCAUUCAGGAAUGCACAACUGGCCCUAUCAGCCCAUCAUUAAAAGCAGAACUUACGAAACAGAUAGAAGAUACAGAACACUCGUUGCUGGCUGUAAUGAACAAAUUGAGAAACCAGGAAGAAUUUCUUUGCGAAAUGAAAAAAGACAUAAUGGACACAUUAAACAAAAUGCGUGUGACUGAAGACCGAAGUGAAAAGAUUAUAAAAGUGAUAGAUACUGAGCUAACGUUGAGUGGAGCUGUAAAUGAAAGCAAGAGCAUAGAUUUUGCGGAAGAAAUCAUUACAAAGGUUAUUAAUAAAGCAAUAAAGAAAGUCGGAAACGAAAAUGACUAUCCGAGAAUUCGCGGCGUUGUUGACAAAAUUCUGAAAGACAUUGAAAACAUGCCUGAUGUGGAAAUACUACCAGCGGAACACAAGUGCAUCCUUCUUAAAUUUAGAUGUACAACUUAUAUAGGUAUAUCAAACAUACUGAUGUAUUUAGAGAGCAGAAGCUUCCUGGAUUCUCUCAAUGAUCUUGCCCUUGCACUGAGUUCCACUCUUCCUAAUAUGAGCGGUCAAUAUAGACUUGAUGUGACAGUUACACCAGAAUGCAUGAAGGACCUGCUAGAUGAACUAAGAGCAAAAACAAUGGAAACUACGAAGUAUGAACGCACGAUACGAGUGCCCAUAAAGGUUAAAUCAGUACAAGGAAUUGAACACAUAUGGUCGCUGUUUGAAACUGGCGGAGCUACAGUUAGAUUGAAUGAAUUAUCAGAAGCUGUAUUUAACGAAUUAAAUACAAAAAUAACAGUUAAACCUUCUGUAAAUUUAGAGCAGAUACAGGCAGCUAUUAAGGAAGCAGGUAAAAAGUCAGCAAAAGUGUCACAUGAAGAUGUUGAAGACAAUGCUAGUUUUCCUCAUAGACUUCAGAGCAAGUCAGUUGUCGAAGUUUGCAGAUCGUACGAUGAUAGCGAUGUCAAAGAAACUGUAAUUGGAACAAAAAAUGCCUCUUUUGAAACAAGAAAUCGUAGAGCGUUUGAUACAAAUGAUCCUUUAUUCGAACCGGAGGAGAUUGGGUCAUUUUCUCUGGAUAUUAACAGGAAGUACGACAAUACAACUAAACAGCUGAAAUACUUCGUGAAACCUCCAGCGAACAGAGUGCAUUUUGAUUUACGCAAAGGAUAUAGCACGAUGAUUAGAAAAGAUGAAUCGAAACCAGACUUUAUCACAGACAUCUUAAGAUGGAUCACAGAUAAUAAGGAGAAGUUGGUCGAACAAGACAUAAAAACAAAGAGGUAG
Mercenaria mercenaria is the source of this 1872-nucleotide messenger RNA. RefSeq lists its product as uncharacterized. The record is from RefSeq and is a predicted model, not a curated record. The coding region runs from base 142 to 1872 and encodes 576 amino acids. The transcript is spliced from 7 exons. Lineage: Eukaryota; Metazoa; Mollusca; Bivalvia; Venerida; Veneridae.